GAGGAUCAGAGUAUACCAGUAGAGUGUCUUAACUUAUCGAGGAGGUGGGGUGACAUUGUAUUAUCAUCUGCGCCAUGAGGAUACAUCACCACUGGUCAUAUGCAUCUAAAUGAUUAUAAUAGCAUCUAUAAUAUCAGAAUAUGCGUGAUAUUGAAGAAAGAUGUAGACUAGGGUUAUAGUUUGGAAUGGUAUGGCUGUUUCUAUGGCAGGACAGAUAUGUGCAGCGUGUGAGACGACAUUUAGCCAAGGUUUACAAAGUCAACGUGUUGCUUGUCCAUCCUGCGGUCGUAAAUUAGUAGGUCGAGUGGCUGCCCCUAUGCAUCCUAUGCAGGCUACUAGAGAUCGGGGAAACAGUGGAGCAAGUCUACCUCCUCUUAGUAAUCCAUCCUCACCUACCAAUGAGGAACAUGCUCGGUCCAAGUUUUCAGGCAUCUCAAACUUCUUUAGUAAUCUUGGUACGAAAGAGAAAGGGAAGAGCGCAGAGAAGAGAAGUAAAGAGAAGUUACCCCGCAUCACUCCGGGACAGGCUAUGGUCUCACAAAAUGGCGCCCGUAAGAUCCAUACACCUGAUACUCAAGUCGCACCUGGAUUCAAACCGAUCACACUACAAGAAUUCAAAUCUGAUGUGGAGAAAUCAAAGGCUACAAAAGAUACCAAGAUCUUACUAAAGUAUUUUGAAUCAACUUUCUUAUCAUUCGCACACAUCAAUGUAACAUUCAAGGAUCCAGUCAAAAAUGGAAAGAGUCUUGAGGAUUGUGGGUUGGUUCAGGAGUACAUUGAUAGUGUGUAUAAAUGUCUGCUGGAAACAACGGUUGAGAUACAGAAGAUCACACUCAAAGGAAUCAUCAACAGCCUUCUCAAAGACCUCAAAAAACCUCGGGACAAGAACGAUCUAAGAGCUUAUCUAGUCUUGAUCCAGAAUCCCCAAUUUGACAAGACUUCGACGUUUGUAAUAUUUGCUCAUCUUCUUCGUCAGCUUUCAACCUUAGCAGACAAUGAUCACCAUUAUAUGGUUCACUGGUUUAAAGGGUUACCUGCUGCAAACUUCAAGUCGAUCGUAGAACGAUUGCAACAGUUCACAUCCGUCCGUCUUUUCCCGCCUAAGAGUAAUGAACUACCCCCUGUAGGUAAAUGUUCAUGGUGGAUACCUAGUGCUACCAAAGUCCUCGCCUUACUCAAUGCAUCCAACUCAAUGUGUAAACCUCUGAAGGUUCCCUAUACGUGUUUCUAUAACAACACACUGGAUAACAUCGAUCUAAUGAAGGAAUACCAUGCAUGGCAAAACCCGGUUGGCAAUCAACAAAUCUUCACAUUCUGUCAGUAUCCGUUUGUUCUAAGUCUGCAAGCUAAACGGAACAUCAUGCAGAAAGAUUCAGAACAACAGAUGAUUAUGACUGCCAGGAGAACUCUGGUAGCUAAAGUUCAACAACGAGAGAUGCCAAAUAUGAACAUGCUCUUCCUAAAUCUCAAAGUACGCCGUUCACAUCUAGUCUCAGACUCACUUCACGAGGUUGCCAAUAAGAAGCAAGAUUUGAAGAAGAAACUCCGGGUAACGUUCGCUGGUGAACCUGGUCUUGAUAUGGGUGGUCUUACCAAGGAGUGGUUUCUCUUGCUUCUCAGGAAGGUCUUCAGAGAAGAAUACGGAAUGUUCACUUACUUCAAGAAGACCCAUUGUUUCUGGUUUAAUCCAGCCUGCACCGACUGUAAUCAAGAAUUCAAUCUGGUCGGAGUUUUAAUGGGUCUUGCCGUGUACAAUAGCAUCAUCUUAGACAUCCGAUUCCCAGCUAUCACAUACAAGAAGCUUCUGAGUCCAGCAGUCGUUCCAUACAACAAACCACAAGCUUCUGUAGGAAGAUGUAAAGUCACGAUGGAAGAUCUGGAACAAGUUAACCCGGAUCUUUGCCAUGGUUUGAAGGAGCUCUUAAAGUACGAUGGAGAUGUAGAAGAAGACUUGUGUACGACGUUUCAGUGUUCGUUACCUGUCUAUGGAACAGUGAUGACCUAUGACCUCAAGCCAAACGGAGGAGACAUCUUGGUCACAAAUAAGAACAGAAGAGAAUAUGUAGAGCUGUACGUGAACUUUCUCAUGAACAAUUCAGUGUAUGAACAAUUUGCUGCGUUCUACCACGGGUUCCACAGUGUAUGUGCAUCCAAUGCCCUCAUCAUGCUCCGCCCAGAGGAGGUAGAGAUGUUAGUUUGUGGUUCACCUGUCGUAGACUAUGAGGAACUGGAGAAGGUGACCUUGUAUGAUGGCUUUGACAAGGAUGACGUCACAAUCAAAUACUUCUGGGAGGUUGCCAAGGGUUACCCACUACCACUACAAAAGAAGUUACUCUUGUUUGCGACUGGUAGUGAUCGCGUCCCGAUAGGUGGUAUGGGUGAGAUGUCAUUCAAGAUCAUCAGGGUUGAUACAUCUUCUAACAUGCUUCCCAUGUCCCAUACAUGCUUCAAUCAGCUUAUCUUGCCUCCAUAUAAAAGCAAACGACAGUUGAAACAGAAGCUUACCAUCGCUAUCUCCAACGCUGAAGGGUUUGGUUUAGAGUAGCCACGGACACAAGACAACUACAGGGUCGUACCCUUUGAAUUCCCAUAGCGUCGAUGGCGCUGCUAAGACGUCAAGACUGUGCCUGGACGUCAGGGACGUCAAAGUUGGGAAAUGGGAAUAUAGUAGUAGGCGCCAACAAACCGGUGCCGUCUGUUAAAAUCUACGUGGACGUUUACUAUCGGGGCCUUUCGAUAAGUAGAUGGCAUCAGGGAUGACAUAGAAUGACAUCAUCAUUAGCGCUAAUCUUAGUACUUACAUUCCCGACAUGACAAUAGCGCCGAUUUAUGGAAAAUACUACUUUUUCAAAUAAAGAUUAGUCUUUAUAGAAGUGAACAGCGCCGUCUUGUGAAAGGCACUAAAGACGCUGAUCUUUGAGAUUGCCUCGGCGCUGAAUUUUUCAUUUUUGCGCCAUUUUGUAGUAGAAACCAUCGACGCAUACUGAUUCUAACCGUCUCUCUACUUGGCCUUAGAGUAGCUAACCUGGAAUAAGCAUGAUAUAAAGUGGUAUUCAACAGAAAAGACAUUUUGUAUAAUUAUUCAUGAUGUCACAAAUUAUGAAAAAUGAGAUGAAUCGCUAAAAUUGUUUUCCAUGUCAUGUUGGCAAAUUGAAGACUUUUAGGAGAGCGUCCGGGAGAGCGUCAGUGUUUUGAAGAGAAUAUAUUGAUGAAGACUAAUUCAGCUGAUACAAUGAUAUUGGAGACUGUAUAACUGUUGCUUUACAUAAUGGAUUGUGUACUAUCAAUACGUAGAGAAAAUUCAUGUUAGAUGAAAUGAUAUAUUAUCAUUAUUCAACUGCAAUGACGAAAAAUCAAAGUACAAAUGUUUCAUCGAAUAUGUUAUAUCAUUUUACGUAUUUAUUUUGAUGCUCUGUAAUUUUUAAUGAAACUGAACGCAACAGCUGUGGUCCCUCAGCUUUGGAUAUAUCACCAAUCUUUGACAGCUACACAGUGUAUUGUAAUGAUUGUGAGAGGUAUCUGAGUUCUAGUAGUUAAUUCAAGAAACCAUCAAUCUAUACUGAUUAUGCAGGAAAAUAUAGACAAUCAUGUACUUGAUUUGAAAAUGACUCGUAUAUUUUGUGAUACACACUCACAUUCUAUAGGUAAAUGUGAGCCCCUCAUUUCUCUUUCUCUGAAUUUUUCUUGGCACAUAGGCCUUCUUACGUAUUAGCCCCCUUCCACUAAGAGCCCCCUUCCUCCAAAAUUCUCUUGGCUCGAUUAUUGUCCCCGCCCCCUGAAACUUUGGCUUCGCUAUAUAAUGAUAAUUGAUUGCAUUAGUCCAAUCAUCAUUCUGAUCAGUUAAAAAGGGACCAAUUGUCAUGAAUGAAAUGUAUGUUAUUAAUGUCAUUUAAGUGUAAUUUAUUGUGAAGCCUGAAACAAUGGUAAUGUUCCACAAUAUUAUACGUCUAGACGUACAUUGAUACGUGUGACUAGUCUAAAUAAUUUCACAAUAAUCGGUUUCAUGAAUAAUGAUGGUAUAGAAUAAACGAUGUUGUUCCUUUCGGAACUGCCAUGCAGUUUUCGAGUGCGAGUGCCACACAAGAAAAACAAAUAAACUUCUUUGAUGUACACUGAACAUCAUCAUCAUCUUAUGCAUCGAAUCAAAUUUGUAAAGAAGUAUUAUUAGUGUAUUAUGUACUUAUGCAAAUACAAUACAAUGAUGUAAGCCAUACAAUCAAAGUCGUGCCAUGUAUAUCAGCAGGGGCGUACACAGGUCUUGAACAGUGCAGGGGCAUCUGAUGUGUUGUUGUUGUUGUUUGUUAACGUAAUAUGCGUUUUAUAUCCUAGAAAAUGUAUUUUGCCCUCUACAGACACUCAGUGAAUAGAAUCUGGUAGUUUAUCAUUAUUGGACACUGAGAACAUCGUCUCUUUCGAAGAGUUAUUAUACAUGCCAUCCGCCAUGUAAGAUGGUAGGCCUAUACCUACACCACUGAAUCCAAGCUCUUUCUCAUGAUCUCAAUCUAAUUUUGGUGGCAUUUUCACCUUUGAAAAAAAAACAAGAACCAUUAUUUUAAAAGGAAUAUGUAAUCAAUUUCUUUGUGAACAGGCAAAUCAGGAGCUCAAAUUUGAGAAUAAUGUUAAUUGUCAAAACGCGGUUCAAAUGUUGUUGAGACCCCCCCCCCCCUUUCCGUUGUCUACGCCCCUGCAUUGUGAUAAAAACAUAACUACAUUGUACAUGCAUAUUAAUCAUCAUAGGUAUAUAGAUGCCGACCUUACUCGCUUCCUGAUCAUUUUUUUUUUAAAAUUCUGUUGCCAUUAUGGCUUCAGACUGUACAAUGUCAUCACUUAACUUUAAAUACAAAUUCCAAUCGCUUUCUUAGCUUCGAUACAAUCCAUUUGUAAUAAAUUCAAUGUAUAUUUUUCAUAAUACUAUCUGAUUUGAUGAUUGAAAUCUGUUUGUAAUCCAUUACGUUCAAUUGUUAAUUUAUAAAUUUAAGAUAAAGGGUAUAUAGAAGUCCAUGUACCCACUAUAAAAUUAGUCUCGAUCUUAUUAGCGACAUGGUAUGUUUAUAAGGAUUUACAGUGGAGAUUCGGGGGGGGGGGGGUCACGUGUCCUGGUUUAGUGUCAAUUAACACCAAGCAUGCCAAUGCACUCCGUCCGGCGAUUAGAUGCUUGUUUAAAAAUGUUCAAAAUCCCUUCGAUUCCAUUACUGAUCGAUAUAAGAUUUUUGAAACAUUCAUAAGCAGUGUGCUUUAAAUUAUAAUGACGGGAGACUGCAAAGUCGCCAAUUAUAGAACCAAUUUAAGUAGUAUUGAAAUUUACAGUAGACUGUUUGCAUGUCCGAAAUCAAAUUGCAAUGAUUUAUAUUGGACAAAAUGUAUUGAAAUAUAUUAAUAGAAAUGCUUAAACUAUGUGUUCGCCUUGUAAAUAAAAUAGAAUAUUUUGAAAAAACGA
Molecule: messenger RNA, 5437 nt
Organism: Strongylocentrotus purpuratus (purple sea urchin)
Lineage: Eukaryota; Metazoa; Echinodermata; Echinoidea; Camarodonta; Strongylocentrotidae
Gene: hectd2
Product: probable E3 ubiquitin-protein ligase HECTD2
Exons: 18
Coding region: 191-2545 (784 amino acids)
Molecular function (GO): ubiquitin-protein transferase activity
Source: RefSeq, a predicted model, not a curated record